Fonticula alba is the source of this 3120-nucleotide messenger RNA. RefSeq lists its product as hypothetical. The transcript has 6 exons. Lineage: Eukaryota; Rotosphaerida; Fonticulaceae. Bases 1 to 3120 code for a protein of 1039 amino acids. The record is from RefSeq and is a predicted model, not a curated record.
AUGUCCUUCUUCAGCGAGCUCUUCGGGCUCGGUGGCGGCGACGCCGCGGCCCCCGCCGCUGCCGCUUCGCCGGAGCCCCCCCGCGCGCGGGCCCCCAGCACCGGGGCCGGCGCCGGGGCCGGGAUCGUGCACCCCUGCUCCCGGCACCCGGACCGCUUCAACCAGGGCUGGUGCCUGUGCUCCCUGCCGGAGGAGCUUUUCUCCCCGCGCCAGGACGGCCCCUCGUCCAAGACCACCGGCGCGGCCGGCCACCAGGAUGACUCCCUGCCGCGGGGGCUCUUCAAGGCCAAUGACCUGGGCCUGCCGGAUGACCAUGCGGAGCUGUCGCGCUGGUCGCUCCCCUACCAGCCGGACUUGAUGCUGAUCAUGCAACAGCGCUCGGCGGCCCUGGCCCGGGCCCAGCAGGAGGAUCCCAAUGGCGAUCUCCUGCAGCUGCUUGACGACGCGGACUUCGACUCGGCCGCCGGGCCGGACAUCUACCGCGUGUCCGAGGAGUCGGUCCGGGUGGAAACCUACCUCUCCAUGCUGGAGGCCAAUGAGCAGGGCGGGUCGCAUGAGCUGCCGGCCGGCUCGGCAGCCGCCGACACUUCGCGCCUGGCCGCCGCCAUUCAGACCAAGCGCCAGCAACGCCGCAAGGCCGCCCGCGACCAGGCCUUCGUCACGCGACUCGAGGAGAGCGCCCUCAGCCGCAGCACCAUCCCCGGCAGUCCGACCGCCGGCUCGGCCGCGCCCGCCCCCGCCCCCGCGCCGCCGAAGAUGAUCAUGGCCCCGGUCGACCGGAACCGCCUGGGCAUGCCGCAGUUCCAUGUGGACAUCUUCCGCUCGGAGCUCAUCUUCCCCGAGCUCCAGCGCAAGGGCGGCCUCUUCUCCACCGUCACCCCGGUCAGCGCCGAGCCCGCCCGGCCGUCUCUCUACGCCGACAACGCGCCCACCACCGUGCAGCUGAUCAUCCGGUCCUUCCACAAUGACCAUCUCCUCUUCGAUGCCAGCCUCAAUGAGGGGGACCCGGCGCUCGGUGCGGCCGGCGUGCGCGCAUCCGCCGCCAGUGCUCCGGCUGCUGCCUCGGCCGGGGCUGCCGCCACGGCCGGGACCGCCCCGGGGGCCGCCGCUGCCAGCGCCUCCGCCGCCGCCGCCGCCCCCGCCCCCACCACCACCACCACCGCCGCCACGACCGAUCCCGCUGCCCAGGUCGCCGACAAGCCUCUCCUCACGCGCCAGGUGAAGUAUGUCCUGGACAUCCCGGUGGUUGUUAUCUCGCGCAUUCCCGCCCUCAAGGCCCAUCUGCUCCAUGUGCCGGAGGGGGCCACCGAGGCGGUCCCCAUCGCGCGGUCCUUCGUCCUGGAGGUCCCGCGUGCGUCCACCGCCGAGGCUCUGUCUCGCCUGCUGGACCUGGUGGCCUCGGUGCACUUCAUUCUGGCUGGCUGGAAGUCCGGCAAGACGCCGGCCUCCUCGGCCGGUGACCCGGCCCCCGGGACGCGCCCCCGGUCGACCACCCUCUCCUCGGUGGCUUCGCCCGUCAACAGCCUCAUGCUGACCGCCCUGCCGAUCGAGCUGCUGCUGUCACACACGGCCGAGUCGCAGGCCUUCCUCAACCGGAUUUGGUAUAGCCAGAAGUUCGCGGCCACCCGGGCCGCCGCCGCUGCCGCUGCCACCGGGCAGAAGCCCCCGGCCGAGGGGGCUGCCAUGGCCUCGCGGCCCCGGCCCACCCCCCGGGAGAUCACCGACCUUUCGCUCCUGCUGCUGGCGCAGACGGCGCGCGACAUGACCGCCCUGCUGUCGAGCGUGGCCCCGGCCCAGCUGCCGGCCCACAUGGCCACCAACAGCGCGGCUGGCCCGGCCCCCCCGGCCUCCGGGUCGAUAUUCUCCUCGGAAGCCCGCGUCGGCCUGCUGAACACCGUGGCCGAGUGGCACCGCCAGCGGAACCUCCUGCUGGAGCUCUUUGCCCUGUGCCAUCUGCUCGGCCUGGGCGGCUUCCUGCCGAUCAUCACCCGCACGAUCAACGUCCUGAUGCGCGACGAUUCGGAUCUCGGUGUGCCUGUUGCCUACCUGGCCGCGCGCCACAACGACGAGACUCUCCUGUCCAUGGCCCAUGGAUGGGUUCUCCGGUCGCUCUUGGACCCCGGCCGCCUGCAGAGCGCCCUCAAUGUCCUGCACAAUGAGUCCUUCAACCCCAACCCCAACACCAACCUCUCGGUGGAUCUCUUUAAGCCGGCCGGCUCUGAGUCGGCCGUGCGCCUGAUCGAUUCCGGCUCCCGGCUGUCCUAUCGGCGCUUCGUCAUCCCGCUCUACGUCUUCCAGGGGCUGCUCCCCCGCCGGGCCUGGUACAACCUCACCCGCAUGCCGCCAUCUGACCGGACGGUCUGCCGGCUGGUGCGCGACCUCCGGCCCAUCACCACCGGGGCCAUCCCCGGGUCCGUGGGCCUCGCCUCGGCCGACUCCCAGGACUCCAUCACCUCCGGUGCCAUUGUCGCCACGUACACCCUCUAUGAGAUGCCCUCGCAUCGGGCCCUGCUGUCAGCUCGCUUCGAUCCCAACACCAGCGAGUAUGUCAUUUGCGCCGGGCGCGAGGUCAUUCGCCAUGGUCCCUCCUACGUCGGUGGUCUACGGUACAACCUUGCUGGCACCGUCUUCACGGUAUUCAACCACGGUACGGCCACCUGCCUGACCAUGCCGGCCGUGGUGGAAAACAUUAGUCCCCCACGCAGCGAGCAGGCCAUCAUCACGUACGACCUGAACUUCUGGGGCCUUGAGCCGCGCUCCUUCCAUGUGGCCCUGCCGAAGCAGGUCCGCGACCUGUCCUCGGCCCCGCCGCUUGAGGAGCAGAUCGCCCACCAGGAGGCCGCCAGUGAUUUCUACCAGAUCCAGAACAAGUCGCCAAAGUGGAACGAAGAGCGUGCCACUUUCACCCUGGACUUCCGUGGCAACGUCCGCUGUGCCAGCAAGAAGAACUUCAUUCUUGAGCUGCCCGCGGCCGAUGCCGAUUCUCAACCCACCGAGGUGAUGAUGAUGGGCAAGCUCGAGCGUAACCACUUCUACGUGCACUUCAAUGCUCCGCUCACUCCGCUGGCGACGUUCGGCAUCAUCCUCAGUAGCUUCCACCGCAAGCUCAUGGUCAAGUAG